ACCUUUAAUAAUUAUCCCCGUCGGCGCCUCUUGAUUCCGCGCGUCUCACGCUCACAUCUCGGCGCGGAUUGGACAAUUUCGAAUCAGUAUCUCGAAAGGACGACAAAGGCAAGGUGGAAAGAAGCCGGCUCUGAAUAUUUGUGGCAAAACUUAUUACCAUCUUAAAAUUUGAAGAAACGUCCACCUCUACUUCAUCCGGCUCCUUACAUAACAACAUAUAGAAAUCAAACUCCAGCAUCUGAGCACAACCAACAUUCCAAGAUGGCAACACCUGACAUGGACGUCAUCAAAGAGGUGCCGGGCUAUCGCGUUAUACUGAAGGCCGUCCUAAAGUCUCAGAUUCAACAACUGAUUGAACAACUUGCAAGCGCCACCAAUGAGGAGUCGAUCAUCCUUACAGCCAGCGUGGCUGAUGGUACCCUGAGUCAUCUCGGCUCAGACUCUGCCAAAGGCUUCCUUGAAGAUCACGAAGACGUCAAGUCCCAGUUCCUUGGCUACUGCUUAAAAAGCCACCACAAGAGGAAGCAAGAGCAAGAACAAAGGGAUCGGGAGGAGGAAAUGCGGAAGGCACAAGAGGCUGCAGCAGCUUCCUUAGCAUUGCAGCAACAGCAAGCUCAAUCCAUUCAGUCCAUGGGUAACAUGCCGGGCUCCAUGGGUUACAUGCCUCCCCGGGGACCAAUGCCUCGCUUCCAGGCCACAGCACGAUCACCGCGGCAACAGUUUCGGUCUCCAGGGGGAGGGUUGCGACAUCAGCCGUAUCCAGUGACCCGCCCCAUCCGUGCAGCAGCUUCCCCAGUCAGAUCUCCAAUGAAGUCACCAGCCAAGCUUGAUGGCCAAACGAUCAAGUUAGAGCCGGACGACGAAACCUCCAACCAAAGUGCAACUAGUCAGCCAUCUUCACCAUCAUCUCAUCAGAACUUGAAAUCGGAACCAGGAACCGACGACGCAAACUCAGAAUCAUCCUCAUCACACAACGAGCAGAAUCAAGAAGGACUUAGCUUAGGAGCAGACUUGUCUAGUUUAGUGUCAGGUGAUAACAGUGAACAUGAUCCAGACGUCAGUGUUAAACUCGAAGCAAUAUCUGAAGCGGAAAUGGACUUAGAAAUCACUGGUGUAGAGCCUGGGAGACCCAUGCAACCCCAGGAUUGGGGGGCUAAUGCUAUGGGAAUGAACUUUGACCCAACUGGUGCUACUGGUUCCCAGGCAGACAUGACAGGGCAGCAGGGAUACAGUGUCGGCUGGCCGGAGGUUUCAUUGAGCAAUAUUGCCAGUAAACGAUUUUCAACGCUAAAAGAGGAGGAUUUGAAGGCAUUGGAUCAUGACAAGGACUCUAAAAACACUAAACGUGUAGUUAAACGGGGUAUGAACUUGUUCAACGAAUUUCUUCGUUCCAACGACAUGGAUCUUGGCGAUCUCGUGGACGAUCUAGCUGAACUAAACAACCAGUUACGCUAUUUCUAUGCAACUGUGCGUCAGAAAAACGGCGAGGAACUAAAGAAAAAAUCUUUGGACAGUCUGAAGUAUGGAAUUUCCAAGCAUCUCUUAAGCACGUAUAACAUUAAUGUGAAAGACCAGCAAUUUUCAUCAAGUAAUCAAACCUACAAGUCGAAAGUUAAGCAGCUUAAGCGAAGUGGACAUGGGGGUGUCGACCACAAACCUGUAAUAUCCCAUAGCGAUCUGGAAAUAUUAAAUGGCAACAGUGUACCGUUUAAUAUUAACACUCCGUGUGGUCUCCAAAACAGGGUGUGGUUUAACUUAAUGUUCUACCUUCUGAGGAGAGGUCAAGAGAAUUUACGGUCCAUGACGAAGUCAACAUUUGCUAUAGCAACUGAUUCUACCGGAAGAAUGUUCAUACACCAGGUCAUCGCAGAAUCAACAAAAAAUCACGGGAUUUACGAUACUCCUGAUGAUACCACAGGAGAAGGGAAGCUCUACGAGCAGCCUGGCAGUACGUUUUGUCCAGUCCGAUGCUUUGAGAAGUACCUAUCUAAACUGAACCCUCAACUCGAAGCAUUAUGGCAAAGACCGUUAGAGACAUUUGAAGAGACAAGUGACAUUUGGUACUGUGCUGCACCAUUAGGCAAGAAUACUUUAUCCGGAAUGAUGCCUAGCAUUUCCAGACAGGCGGGACUCUCAAAAGUGUACACUAACCAUUGCUUGAGGGCUACACCUAUUACAAAACUUGAUUGACAUGGGAUCGAAGCCCGGCACAUAAUGAGGGCUGCAGGCCACAAAUCAGAAGUUAUUCUACACAUUUAAGUGAAGAUCAGCAACGCGAUAUGUCGGAUUGUCUAAGCAAGCCAUUUUCAAAUAGAAAAGAUAACGCUACUAUUAAAUGUGAUAAUGACAUGAAUGAACUGUCUGAACAAGACCUUUUAAUUAUUUUAUCAAAUGCGUUUCAAGAGUUGUUACAUGUAACUUAUAAUGACAGUAUUCAAAAUGCAGCGCCGGUUGUCAGUAAUCAAAAUGUAUUGCCAGUUGUCAGUAAUCAAAGUACAUUGCCAUUUGUCAGUAGUCAGAGUGCAUUGCCAGUUGUCAGUAAUCCAAAUGUUAUUCAAAACCAAGUGAUUAAGCAGACGUACAUUAGACUCACAGACAUUCACAGAACUGCUCCUCAGUUUAACUGUAGCAACUGUCCAGUCAAUUUUCACUAUCACAAAUUAACUUGCUAAAACAAAAACAUUGAAAAAAUACAAAUAAAUUAGUUUUAAGUUAAUUCUAUGUUACUGUUAGACUUAUAAAACACUUUAAGAGACAUGCUUAAUACUGUUUAACUAUUGAAUAUGUAUUUUCUAUAAUAAGAAAUUGACUUUGUUAACCAGUGUACUUGUAUUAUUGUUAUCAAAAUAUUAAUGGCUGUUCAUUGAUGAAAUUAAAUACAAUUAUUGAAUUUUAAAAUUGUUCAUGGUUCAUAUAAAUUGUUCAUGUUUGAAUAGUUUUUUCGGUAUAAUAAAAUAAAUAUUACAUGUCUGACAGGGUGACAGUAAAUUUGUUCAUUGCUGAAAUUUAAUACAAUCAUUGAAUAUUAAAAUUGUUCAUGGUUCAUAUAAAUUGUUAAUGUUUGAAUACUUUUUUCGGUAUAAUAAAAUAAAUAUGACAUGUCUGACAGGGUGACAGUAAAUUUUUCAACUUUUGGAAAAAUAUUUAUAUACUGUCCAUUAGAAACAAUAUUAAGACGGUCCUUAAACAAGUCUGCACGUGAUAGAGAAAACACUUUUUAUUAUUAAAAGUUGUAUAUAAUGUAAUUAUUGCUAUUUUUAGUCCACUAUUCUGUGAUAAAUAUUUAGGUGCAGGAAUAAGAUGUCGUCUAGUCGUAAUAUUCUUUUAUUCUUAAACAAUGAUAUAUUUUUAAUAAACAGUGAUUUGUGCUUAAAAAUUAUUGGUAGCAAGGUAUGAUAUGGGUGUGCGUGUGUGACAUACCGCACCUGUAUCUGCCAUGUGUCUCCUUUAUUUUUUCAGAGGUUGUUUAAUAACUUUCUCACACAGUUUUGUAACAUUGAACUUAUUGUAUGCUUAAGAUAAGGGAUCCCAAUGGAAAUAAGUACUUGUACUUUAUUGGGUUAUCCCAGGCCUGCAAGAUCAAUAUAUACUAGUUCACUGUUAUCUCUUGACUAUACAUGUAUUUUGUUUAUUAUAUGUUCUUAUCUAUAGUGUUGUUAUAAUAUACAUUGAUCUUGUACCUGGAUAAAUUUGAAUUUAAUUCAGGGCCCUUGCUACACUUUCAGGGAUUGGAGCCGGGGCCCUUAGAGGGGGGAUUUCGCGUCGUUUGAGGCGAAAAGGGGAAUUUUAAAAGAUAUUUUCAUCAACUUUUCAACACUUAAAAUUGCUAUAAUUUAAUGUAAUUUACACAAAUAUACAUUUAAACUAAGGUUAAUAGCACGAUACCAGCUGGCAACAUAGGUAUAAAUAAAAAACAACUUUUUAUGGAAGGGGGAAUUUUGAGCUUAAAUAUGGGGAAAAUGUAUACUAUUUUAAGGGGAAAUGGGGCUGAAUUUCGGCCCCAAAAACGGCCAAACGAGGGCACUAAAAUUUGAAUUGACCAUUUUAUGCGACAAUUGACAUUGAAUGCAGGAGUAUGCGUGUAUCAUGAUGGCAAUGAAUACUAACACGUGUACACGGUUUCUGUGUGUCGACAGCAAAUGUACUCGAAUGACAUUAACUUGUGUUUGAAACAAAAUCGCGUAAAGGAGUUAAACUGCGUCGUUAUUUGUGUCAGUUAAUAUGUCAUUGUUACGCUGAACUACUAAUUCAAUGGUCGCGGGUUCGAAUUCCAGCCGACCACAUUACUUGUUUGGUGAUUGGUUACGGAACCCGCCUCGUUUAUACAUCUACGUAGUUUAUUGCUCAUAUUGAAAAUGAUUAUCCGUUCUACCUUCUAUCUGUGUUGACGCUACUUGAAAUAUGUUCUCUAUAUUGUAUAAUCAAGAAAGAAUAUAUAAUAAGAACCAUAUGGCAUAUCAUAUGUCAUGUAAUUCAUCAUUUUUAUAUAUUAUUGCUCAUCUCGUCUAUACAUUUACGUACUUUUUUUGCUCAUUUAUUUAUGUGAAACAUGAAUUGAGUUUAAAUAAAAGGGGUUUUGACUUUGAGUUUGGAACUA
Molecule: messenger RNA, 4597 nt
Organism: Dreissena polymorpha
Lineage: Eukaryota; Metazoa; Mollusca; Bivalvia; Myida; Dreissenidae
Product: zinc finger protein 1-like
Exons: 6
Coding region: 262-2190 (642 amino acids)
Biological process (GO): regulation of DNA-templated transcription
Cellular component (GO): nucleus
Molecular function (GO): DNA-binding transcription factor activity, RNA polymerase II-specific; RNA polymerase II cis-regulatory region sequence-specific DNA binding
Source: RefSeq, a predicted model, not a curated record